Messenger RNA from Cornus florida, 975 nucleotides. RefSeq names its product disease resistance protein RPM1-like. Gene Ontology annotation, molecular function: ADP binding. The transcript has 3 exons. The coding region runs from base 1 to 975 and encodes 324 amino acids. The record is from RefSeq and is a predicted model, not a curated record. Lineage: Eukaryota; Viridiplantae; Streptophyta; Magnoliopsida; Cornales; Cornaceae.
AUGGCCUCUGCUACAGUGGAUCUUUUGAUCGGCAAAAUAGUCUCCGUCCUUGAGAAUGAAGCAUCGUUGAUUGGGGGAGUUGAUGCUGAACUCAAAAACCUCAAGAAUGAGUUAGGAUGGAUGAGUUCCUUUCUACAAGAUUUUUAUAAAAAGGACGGUCUCACAGAAGUAGAGAAUUCUUGGGUAGAAGAAGUGAGAGGCAUGUCCUACAGGGUUGAAAACAUUAUAGAUGAGUUCAUGUAUCACAUGAACAAGCAAAAAAGUGGGGGUAAAUUUAGAAGGCUUUUCUACAAGACUGUUGGCGUUCCAAACAAUCUAUUGGUGAGGCACCUAAUAGCCACAGAGUUGCAGGACAUCAAGAGAAUGAUCAAGGACAUUCCAGAAAGAAAACAACAUGAGGAUCUAGUCGGUAUUGAAGCUAAUAGAGAGAAAUUAGUUGGAUGGUUGACGGAUGGUGAACCACAACGCACUGUUAUUUCAGUAGUGGGUAUGGGUGGUUUAGGCAAGUCCACCCUUGUUGCCAACGCCUACAACCAUGGAAAUGUCAAGCGUCAUUUUCAUUGCUUUGCUUGGAUCACCGUGUCUCAAACUUACGACGCUGAGGACUUGCUAAGGCAUAUGAUUGAGGAGUUCUACCGCGCAUCAAAUGAAGCAAUUCCAAUGGACACAAGCACCAUAAGGUAUGUAAUUGUUCUGGAUGAUGUAUUGAGCAGCGACCUUUGGAAGGACAUAAAAUGUUCACUUCCAGAUGAAGGACUUGAAAGUCGUGUCUUGCUUACAACUCGGAAAGAAGAUAUAGCUUCGUCUUCUUUUGAAGUUAAAAGUCAUAUCCUCAAUCUUAAACCACUGGAAAAUCCUGAUGCGUGGGACCUCUUUUGCAUGAAAGCGUUUCCAGGCCAUACCAAUCAGCGUUGUCCUCAAGAACUCGAGAACUUAUCUUGUGACCUUGCUGCAAAAUGUGAAGGUUUACCCUAG